GGUAGUCCGCGGGUGCCCAGCCCAGGGGUGCUGUUAGCUCCUCGCUUCCCCCCAGAUGUGAACCUCGGGCUCCACUUGAGGAAACCGGCCACACUUCAUCCUUCCUCCUCAGCCAAGUGGCGGUGGCUGUUACUAAAGCCGUCCUCUCCGAGAUUCCGGCAAGAGCGAGAGAGCUCCCCCAGCAAGGCCCUUGCAAGCCGCAUCUUCCAGACGCUCCGGCAGCGCACUCGGAGGGGGACCCUUCCGCCAGGGAGGCGCCAGGCUGGCCGCGGAGCCUCCGCCCGCGUCAUCACAAGCGGCGAUUCCCCUCCUGCCCGCCUGCGCGCGCUCCCGCAGCUGCCUCCGCUCUCCCCCCUCCCUCGGGCUUCAAGCCCAGCAGCCCCCGCUACGGCUCCACCUCUGCCCGCGUGAACGUGGAGCCACGCGGGGGGGAGCGACGGCUGCGGCGGGCAUCUCCGGCUGGCUGGGCGCCCACCCCGGAAGCCAGGGUGCCGGGGGGGGGAGAAACGCAAUCCUCCCCCACGGAGUCCUUGCGUGGCCAGGGGAGAAGGGACAGCCGGUGGGCGAGCGAGGAGUGGCUUCCUCUGUCCUCGCCUCCCCCUCGGAUUUAAGCCGGGAGCAUCUGAAACGGCUGCAGCGGCGGUGGCAGACCGUUCAGCCCCCGGGCAGCUUCCAGAUAAAAGUUGAUGUCACCUGGAAAGUGAUGGUGGAUCAGAACUCUCAUUUGGAAAUACAAACUUUGUUCACCAUGGAUACAGCUCUAGAUAGGAUUGUGUCAGGAGGAGCAGAGGAUGUCACAGGAGAAAGGAUACCUGGGGAAACUGCCAAUCCUGUCUGCAGUUCUGGAAAACUCUGAACCACACACCAGUUGAGGAGUAACACAUUUUGACUGCUCUCCUUUUAUUACACUCAUAUGCCGGUCUGAUAAUUUCUCUAAUUGUUGGUGACCCGGAUAGGUUACUGCCAAAAAGCUCCUAAGAUUACCCUGUUCACCAAGAAGGAAAUUAAUAGUGAAAAAUCAAAGAGAAUAAUAGCUGGAAGGAAGAGGUUGGUGCUUUCAGAGAUACUGAGAAAAGCCUUGGACAGAAGAUGAUUCCAGUGCGAUGCAGUGGAGUCUGAAGUCUUUCCAUGCAGGAAUCUCAAUCCAUACAUAGCAAAGCCUUCAGGAUCAAUGAUUGUGCCAACUGUGCUGUGCUCCUGGGCUACAGGAGCCUGAGGAUAUCACAUGAAAUAUCAGGUUCAUCUGUCAUUUCCUUGCUGGUACUUCUUUUGUAUCUGAAGGCUUCUGUCACCCACCUAGUGGGACUCCAUCAAUGACGAAUGUAGGCCUGAACUUGUAGCAACACAAGGAGGCCAGAAGAAGAAAAUAGGUGGUUCCAUCAUCUCACCAUGGUGCUUCCACCCCCAGACAAGCGGCAUGUAUGUCUCACCACUAUUGUUAUAAUGACCAGCAUGGCAUUCAUGGAUGCUUAUCUGGUGGAGCAGAAUCAAGGGCCUCGUAAGAUUGGUGUCUGCAUCAUUGUCUUGGUAGGAGACAUCUGCUUUUUGAUUGUGCUGCGUUAUGUGGCUGUCUGGGUGGGGGCUGAAGUGAAGACAGCCAAGCGUGGCUAUGCUAUGAUUCUUUGGUUCCUCUACAUCUUUGUACUGGAAAUCAAACUCUACUUUAUAUUCCAGAAUUACAAGGCUGAUAAAAGAAACUUGGAGACAGUGGCCAGGAAGGCAUUGACCUUGCUGCUUUCCAUCUGCGUACCAGGACUGUACUUGGUGCUCGUAGCCUUGGACAGCAUGGAAUACAUACGCACUUUCCGGAAGAAAGAGGAUUUGCGAGGGCGUCUCUUCUGGGUAGCCUUAGACCUGCUGGAUAUCUUAGACAUUCAAGCCAAUCUGUGGGAACCUCACAAGACUGGGCUGCCAAUCUGGGCAGAAGGGCUAAUGUUCUUCUACUGCUACAUUCUGCUCCUAAUCCUGCCUUGUGUUUCACUCAGUGAGAUCAGCAUGCAAGGGGAACACAUUGCUCCACAGAAAAUGAUGCUCUAUCCUGUCCUGAGCCUGGUGACCAUCAACAUUGUCACCAUAUUCAUCCGGGCCAUUAACAUGGUUCUGUUCCAAGACAGCAGAGUCUCUACCAUCUUUAUUGGCAAGAACAUCAUUGCCAUUGCCACCAAGGCGUGCACUUUCCUUGAGUACAAGAAGCAGGUGAAAGAAUUCCCACAAAAUGCCAUUGCACUUGAACUGCAGCAGAACUCAGUGCCCCACAACCAGACUGCCCACAGUACACAGGGAAUUUCUCAUGAGCAAUCACCCACCAGGGAGAUCUUAGACACAUGAUGGGGCUCCUCAGACAUUGCUACCUGCUCACAUUUGCUUGGGGGUGGGGGAGGGAGAGGGGAUUCUGUUCUCAUCCCAGCACCGUGAGCUGCCCUCCCGGCACAAGGUUCUGAUCAAAGUGGUGGAACAUCCCCUGCAUCUCAGGUAUUUCCUCGGGGCCCUCUAGAAAGAAAACAAAACCAAAUGGACCUUUAGAAAAGAACCUCACCCCAAUCAGCAUCUGAUCUUUUCUAUCCGUUGGUUACCUGUGCAUUACAACAUAACAGGAAAGAGGAUUUUUGUUACCACAGUAUUUUUUAAGGAAAGGGAG
Rhineura floridana is the source of this 2638-nucleotide messenger RNA. RefSeq names its product transmembrane protein 121 (gene TMEM121). Bases 1390 to 2328 code for a protein of 312 amino acids. NCBI's taxonomy places the organism in Eukaryota, Metazoa, Chordata, Lepidosauria, Squamata, Rhineuridae. The transcript is spliced from 2 exons. The record is from RefSeq and is a predicted model, not a curated record.